AUGGCGUCACCCGCGCCAUCCUCCUCCGGCCCUCCUCCCACGCGCAGCUCCUCCUCGGCCGCCGCCCCCGUCGACCCCAUCCUGCGCAACACGCUGCGCUACACCAUCUCGGCCCGCGAGUAUGCCGUCCUGCACAAGUACAUCCUCUCGCGCUCCCGCGUCCUGCGCCGCAACGCCCCGGGCCCGGCCUCGGUCGACAAGGCCCUGGCUCCCGCCCGCGGCACCGAGGACCACAACGCAAAGGCCGUCCGCCAUGCCCUGCGCGUCUUUGCCGCCACCUGGCUCGGCAUGAAGGGCUGGGACGUGGUCGCCAGCAGGAUGGGCAACAAGGAUAUCACCUCGAGCGGCAAGAAGCAGCCCUUUUACAAGUCUCCCGCGCUGCGCCUCUCCCUCUCCCUCUCAUCGAUACUGCUCAUCUACCGCUUCCUCUUCCGCUUCCUCUCUCGCCUGCGCGCCCACCUCAUGGAUCCCCAGGUCGAGCCCUUUCGCCGGCGCAACCCCCGCACCGCCGCCGCCUUGACGUCCCCCUACGCCCCGGCCGUCGGCGCCUCGCUCGCCGGCCUCGCCCUCGGCGUCUAUCCGUCCCAGCAGAUGCGCGUCUCCAUAACCGUCUACAUGCUCUUCCGCGCCCUCGACUUUGGCUGGAACGUCUGCGAGAUGGAGGGCCUCAUCUGGGGGUCCAAGAAUGGCAAGAAGAGGGACCGCCCCUGGUGGUUUGGCAGCUGGUUGCUGCAGCCCCUGGCCUUUGGUCAGCUGCUGCACGCCUGCGUCUUUGACCGCGACUGUUUUCCCGAGUCGUACGGAAACUUCAUCUUCAACAAGUCGUCGGCCUAUCUGCGUGAACGUCCCAAGGACUGGCCCCGUCACGUCAAGUGGCCCAAGACGUGGGACAUUGUCGAGAGCCUCGCCCAAAUGGCCCGUCUAAACUGGCCGGCCUACAUCUCGCCGACCCUGUUCCCCAACAAAGAGGUGCUCCCGCCCUCGCUCGAGACCGUCUCUCCCCUGACCUCGCGAGCCCACCCGCUCAUCACCUCGCUCUCGUGCGCGACCCUUCACCCGUCGGACCCGUCCUGCCUGCGGACCUACCUGACCUUUUGGCUCAACUCGUUCCCGCCCCUGGCGCGCUUCUUCCUCGUCGUCUACUCGGCCCUGACCGUGGUGCCGCGCUUCAAGAAACUCUACCACUACCCCGUCGCCACCGUCCAGCGCGUCAUCGCCCGCGCCCUCGGCAUGUCGACGUUUGUCACGGGCGCCAUCUCCACGGCCUGGGCUUCCAUCUGCUUCUUCCAGGCGUACCUGCCGCGCCACGUGCUUGCCACCCAGCGCUUCUUCCUCGGUGGCUUCUUCGUUGGCCUGUGGGCGUGGGUCGAGCGCCGCCACGGCCGCGGCGUCUUCUUGCACAGCGCGCGCGCCAGCGUCGACAGCCUGUGGAAGGUGGGCGUCAAGCGCCGCUGGUGGAAGGCCAUGCGCGGCGGCGACGUCUGGGUCUUUGUCCUGGCGCUCAUGGUGACGGGCGUCGUUUACGAGCGCGACGCGCGGGCCAUUCGCGAGGGCGAGUGGCGCAAGGGCGUCAGUUGGGUCCGCGGCGAGGGGUGGAGGGACUGGGGAGCAGACGGCGACAGCGAUGAGGACGAGGAGGAGAGGAAGGACAAGGAAGAAUGA
Molecule: messenger RNA, 1662 nt
Organism: Hirsutella rhossiliensis
Lineage: Eukaryota; Fungi; Ascomycota; Sordariomycetes; Hypocreales; Ophiocordycipitaceae
Exons: 4
Coding region: 1-1662 (553 amino acids)
Source: RefSeq, a predicted model, not a curated record